Molecule: messenger RNA, 1306 nt
Organism: Daphnia pulex (common water flea)
Lineage: Eukaryota; Metazoa; Arthropoda; Branchiopoda; Diplostraca; Daphniidae
Product: probable methyltransferase-like protein 24
Exons: 2
Coding region: 212-1174 (320 amino acids)
Source: RefSeq, a predicted model, not a curated record
ACUAGCUCGGGGGUUUGCCUUGAAAUAAGCUGUGACGUUUCGCAGUCAGUAUCCUAACGCGAUCGUCGCAACACUAACGCUCGAUCUGCCAACCAGUUAAUAAUUUUUUUGUCUUACUCUUAAUUCCACUAGGCCUACAUGGAAUAUAACAAAAGACCUGGACUAUUUCAAAUCUAGACGUUGUUUUCGUUUGCUCUCUUUUCUAAACAUUAUGUCCAUUCAGAAUAAUCAACCGCGGAGAAUGUCGAAGACAAUCUUGAAUACCAUUGCUUUGGCACUGCUCCUCUUGGUUUUGUUGAUGUGGCUGUCAUCUCAUCAAUCGUCAUCUAGUCCCCAGCUGAUAACUGCGCCUACUGCUGCCUACAGUCAAUUAGUUACAACAACCAGCACUUAUUCGACUAGCGCCAUCGACGGACACCCGGAAGUUGAAUCCAUGUCAGCCGAGGAGAUUUUCCGCUAUUUGCACUGGACCAACAGCACGACAUGUCAAUUCGCUGUCGAUUUCGGUUUCAUGAUAUACGGUGCUGCAGGCCUAUUUGCACCGGACGGCCACAAAGCUGUCUGUCUCGACAAAUCCAUCGCUCCCGUCUACAAUAAUUGUCUUGUCUACUCGUUUGGCAUCAACAAUUUGUGGUCGUUCGAUGAAUCCAUGGAAAAGUUCGGAUGCCAAGUCUAUUCUUUCGAUCCAUCUAUGGGAGUGAAAGAUUACAAUCGGACUGAGAAAAUCCAUUUCUACAACAUCGGCCUGUCCGGAGUGGAUGGAUUGCAUCCCACUAAAGGAUGGAAUAUGAAAACGGCCUGGUCCAUCUAUGACAUGUUGGCGAAUAGUCAUGGGUCCUCAACGCUAAUCGAUUUUCUGAAAAUGGACAUCGAGUUAUCCGAAUGGGAAGCUAUUCCUCAAAUGCUACGAAGCGGUUUCCUUAGCGACAAGGUCAAACAACUGGCUGUCGAGAUUCACUUUGAUGCAGGCGACUCUUUGGAAACUCUACGGCGAUAUGUCCGCAUCCUGCAAGACCUCGAGGCCAUGACUGGAACUGAGCGAGCUGGAAAAUUUAUUCGAUUCAGUUCGCGGCCCAAUCCUUGGUGCCAGAAACCAAUUUCGAUUUUAAACGGGAAAGAGGAAUACUUCGCAAUGGAAUUGGCGUGGUACAACUCAAAGUUCUACUCAUUUUAGUAUCCAAUCAGCAGACAUUGGUGCCCCAAAUAAAAUUGCCCAUGGACUUGAUUAUUUCGUGGAUUUGAUGUCCAUUUCAAGCAAGAACAAUGCUUACUAUCUAUUCCUAAAUAAACUGUUCUGCAUUUACGG